Molecule: messenger RNA, 2216 nt
Organism: Orcinus orca (killer whale)
Lineage: Eukaryota; Metazoa; Chordata; Mammalia; Artiodactyla; Delphinidae
Gene: PHAX
Product: phosphorylated adaptor for RNA export
Exons: 5
Coding region: 37-1221 (394 amino acids)
Biological process (GO): snRNA export from nucleus
Cellular component (GO): nucleus
Source: RefSeq, a predicted model, not a curated record
GUGCCCUCUCGGCCCGUUGCACCGCGCCGCGGGAAGAUGGCGCAGGAGGCAGGCGACAUGGAAGAUGGGCAACUUUCUGACUCGGAUUCCGACAUGACGGUGGCACCCAGCGACAGGCCGCUGCAGGUGCCGAAAGCACUAGGUGGGGACUGUGCAGUGAGGCCCUUCCAGAGUACUGCAACAGUGUGUGCUCCGGUAUCACAUUAUCGGACUGUUAAAAGUGUGGAUUCAAGUGAGGAGAGUUUUUCGGAUUCAGAUGAUGAUAGCUCUCUCUGGAAGCGCAAACGACAAAAAUGUUUUAACACUCCUUCCAAACCAGAGCCUUUUCAGUUUGGCCAGAGCAGCCAGAAACCGCCUAUUGCUGGAGGGAAGAAGGUUAACAACAUAUGGGGUGCUGUGCUGCAGGAACAGAAUCAAGAUGCAGUGGCCACUGAACUUGGUAUCUUGGGAAUGGAGGGCACUAUUGACAGAAGCAGAGAAUCCGAGACGUACAAUUAUUUGCUUGCUAAGAAACUUAAGAGGGAAUCCCAAGAGCAUACAAAAGAAUUAGACAAAGAGCUAGAUGAAUAUAUGCAUGGUGGCAAAAAAACGGGAUCAAAGGAGGAGGAAAAUGGGCAAGGUCAUCUCAAAAGGAAACGACCUGUCAAAGACAGACUAGGAGACAGACUAGAAAUGAACUAUAAAGGCCGAUAUGAGAUCACAGAGGACGAUUCUCAAGAGAAAGUGGCUGAUGAAAUUUCUUUUAGGUUGCAGGAACCAAAGAAAGAUUUGAUAGCCCGAGUAGUGAGGAUAAUUGGGAACAAAAAGGCAAUUGAACUUCUGAUGGAAACUGCUGAAGUUGAACAAAAUGGUGGCCUUUUUAUAAUGAAUGGUAGUCGAAGAAGAACACCAGGUGGAGUUUUCCUGAAUCUCCUGAAGAACACUCCUAGUAUCAGUGAGGAACAAAUUAAGGACAUUUUCUACAUUGAAAAUCAAAAGGAAUAUGAAAAUAAAAAAGCUGCUAAGAAGAGAAGAACACAAGUGUUGGGAAAAAAGAUGAAACAAGCUAUUAAAAGCCUAAAUUUUCUAGAAGAUGAUGAUACAUCACGAGAGACUUUUGCAAGUGACACAAAUGAGGCCCUGGCCUCUCUUGAUGAAUCACAGGAAGGACACGGAGAAACAAAGUUGGAUGCAGAGGAAGCCAUUGAGGUUGAUCAUUCUCAUGAUUUGGACAUCUUUUAGGACAUUUUGAGAAAUAAGCCUUUCUAAGAUAACAUUGUAAUAAUCCAUUUCUACUGAGAUUGCUUUAUUUUACUUUGCACUGAUAAACCCAAAAAUCUGGAGAGAACUGUUGUCUUAAAUAAAAUUGAAUAUGUGGGAGAUGAAUGCAAUAAGAACAUUUAAAACUUUCUCAUGUCUGACAAAGUAUAUAGCAGAGGAUUUAAUUUCUCAGUCUAUUGCAUGUGCUAAUCAUUACUAGUUGAUAAUCAGUUUUGUCCAGGUCAUUAUAACAUAGCAUUCAAAAGUUUGUUUUCUUUUUCUGAUUUAUCUUUGCAGUGAAUUAUGAUUGGUUUCAAACAUUCCAUUAAAAGAUCCUAAGACCUAAAUUGUUAAGCUAUUACAAAUGCAUUCAAAUUUAGUUUUUCUGUGUUCUAAGAACUCUUAAGCAGUUUUAAUAAUAGAGACUAAAAAUAGGUUUAUACUAGUGGCUCUUCCCACUUAAGUUGUUUGUGCAGAAGUAAAUAAACAUCAGAAGCUUUUCAAAGAAGUAUCUGUGCUUAACUUUAACUUUGUUUUUGACCUCUUAUUAGUUACCUUGGUCAUAUGUUAAAUACUGAAUAUGAUCUAUACCUGCAUAAUUAUCAUGACAUUUAAAAAAUUCCCAGUGACAGCCUGCCUAAGACUGUUUUACCUUAUGUUAAGGAAGUUAGGUAUUAAAAAUGUUUCAUCUGCAUGAUGUUUAAAAUUAUUCAUUUUUAUUUAAGGAAAUAAAGGUAGUUUACUUAAGAUGUUCCAGGAGUUGACUACAGUUUACAAAAUAGAUUAAGCAAAAAUAUGUAGGGAGCAAUUAUUAGCUAUUCUUUGCAGCAGUGUACUUGAAGUCUUUCAGUAGUUUCUGAAAUACAUGAUCAUUGAUGUUGAAGCUAAGUAAGCAGGGAAAGAAAAGGAAAUGGUAAUUGGUUACGUUUUUUUCGUAAAGAAUGCAAAAAUAAAAGUGGAGUUCUGGCAGUCCUUAA